AUGGCAACAUAUUCUUCCGUCGGCGAGACUCUCGCUCGCGAAAACCUUACAGAUCAAGUCUCCGCUUCCUCGACGCAGAAUCUGAAUUCCUGGUCUGGCAAAUACCGCGGGGCCGUCGUCGAAGACCUAGACCCACCUCCAGCCCUCUCCGUCUCCCCAAACGACUCCAUCUCCUCCGCCCUACUCGCCGCGUACGAGCGCGACUACAGCCAUUUGACCGUAAUAUCAUCCAGCACACGCGCCCUACUUGGGUACCUGAGCAUCCCGCGCCUGAAAACCCUUCUGAGGGAAGGGAAAGUAUCCGAAUCCGAUCCCGUCAAAGCAGCCAUGCAACGAUUCAAUCGCAAGAGGACGAACGUGUAUACAGUUAUUACAAUGGAUACUCCGCUCGAAGAACUGGAAAGAUUUUUCAAGGGUGAACCCAUGACUCCCAGGGAAGGAAAAGUGAAUUCGACGGCGGGAAUGGGAAAGCAGGAUUUUGCGAUUGUCACGGAUCCCACGAGGAAGUUUGUAUUGGGGGUUGUGACGGAGGGGGAUUUGCAGGAGUUUGUUAGGAGGAGGCCGUAA
Molecule: messenger RNA, 567 nt
Organism: Talaromyces marneffei
Lineage: Eukaryota; Fungi; Ascomycota; Eurotiomycetes; Eurotiales; Trichocomaceae
Exons: 2
Coding region: 1-567 (188 amino acids)
Source: RefSeq, a predicted model, not a curated record